AUGGCGCGGGAUACAACAGACCGGCUAGAGUCGCCGUGCUCGACGGUCCUCGAGGCCUCCUGCUCGCCGGAGUCGCUCCCUUCGCUGUCGAAAUAUUACCACGACCUGCCUCACGGGUUCUUCAGCAAAACUUCCUGUGGCAUGCCUUCAGAGUGCCCUGCAAAGUCGCCGAACAGCCGCAGGGAAGACCAAGCCCAGAAGAGGACAUAUAGUGCGAAUGGCCAGGGGUUUCGCGGCGAAUGGGCGGAAAAACAAGACAACGAUCGAGGACCACGCCGAUACAAAGGCAAAAAUCACGGGUCUUCGGAGGGAAACGAGAACCUGGAGUCAGAAUUGGAAUUGGGGAUGGACAUGACCGGGGACUUGGACACGGAUUGGAACUUGGAUUUCGACAUGGACUUCGACUUUGACUUCGACUUUGGGGUCUUGGAACUGCCCAGACUGGUCAAGAGGGCCGCGAUUCCGCAGACGAUGGCCUUUCAUCUGGACUGGUGGAUCGCAAGGCUUGCCACCGAGGCUAUGGAUCUUAACCUCAAGACCCUCUUGGCGAGCAUGAUGCUGUGGAGGGAGAAGAACGACAUUGGCCGUUUUCCUACCUGUCGCACAUUGCCAGGGCCGGUGCCAGAUUCGAGUCAGGGGGCGGAAUACGAAGAUGAAGCCGAAGACAAAGACAAGAACGACGACACUUUGCGAUUUUGGCCAGCAUCCAGCCAGCAGCUACAAGGGCCGACCACCCAUGAAGUUUGGCCUGUCAACGUGGUACGGAAUGAUGAUGGCUCAUUCGCCGUGGUGGCGGGCUGGGACGUCCUCCUGCAGCAGGUGCAGCAAACGAGUAGGAGGAUGCGCAAGACCCGGCGCUGGAGGAUGCGGGGGCUGAAGAACGCCGCGGGCUGGUGUAAGUGGCAGCGCCAAGAAUGGAUCAAGUCCGAGAGUGAGUUUGUGUCUGAUCCGGAAGGUGGUUAUCACUUGAGGCGGACCCUCGAGGACGACGACGGCGACGGAGACGAGGAGGGGGACGAAAACAGAAUUGAAAAGCGGAUGCGCGUAUGGACGAUUGACCUUGGAUAUCGUAGAAAAUGA
This is a messenger RNA of Capronia epimyces CBS 606.96, 1080 nucleotides long. RefSeq lists its product as uncharacterized. Bases 1 to 1080 code for a protein of 359 amino acids. The record is from RefSeq and is a predicted model, not a curated record. The transcript is spliced from 2 exons. NCBI's taxonomy places the organism in Eukaryota, Fungi, Ascomycota, Eurotiomycetes, Chaetothyriales, Herpotrichiellaceae.